Molecule: messenger RNA, 949 nt
Organism: Oryza sativa Japonica Group (Japanese rice)
Lineage: Eukaryota; Viridiplantae; Streptophyta; Magnoliopsida; Poales; Poaceae
Product: outer envelope pore protein 16-3, chloroplastic/mitochondrial
Biological process (GO): protein insertion into mitochondrial inner membrane
Cellular component (GO): TIM22 mitochondrial import inner membrane insertion complex; chloroplast
Molecular function (GO): transmembrane protein transporter activity
Source: RefSeq, a predicted model, not a curated record
AGGCCGAGCCGAGUGAGACCACGCCGCCCCGUCCCCCCUCCCACCCCCUCUCUCCUCUCCUCUCCAACCACGCCGCGAUUCCCCCAUUUUUACCUCACUACCUCCGCCCCCGAAAAUCCCAACAAUUUUUUGAUCCUUCGCCGCCGGCAAGCGCCGCGGAGGGUUCCCCCCAGGGAGUGGAGAGGAGAGGAGCGGGCGGGUUGGUGUUGGGAAGGGAGGGAUGGGGUUGGAGGAGGACACGCCGGUGACGAAGACGGUGAAGGCCGCGGCGACGGGGCUGGCCGCGGGGACCAUCUGGGGCACGGUCGUCGCGACAUGGCACGACGUGCCCCGGGUCGAGCGCCACGUCGCGCUCCCGGGGCUCAUCCGGACGCUCAAGAUGUGCGGCAGCUACGGGGCCACGUUCGCCGCCGUCGGGGGCCUCUACAUCGGCGUCGAGCAGCUCGUGCUGAGCCAGCGCAAGAAGAACGACUACGUCAACGGGGCCGUCGGCGCCUUCGUCGCCGGCGCCACCAUAUUCGGCUACAAAGGAAGGAGCAUCCCUUCUGCGCUCAUAGCUGGUUCUUGCCUGGCUUUUACAUCUGCUGCGCUGGACGUUGGCGGCAACACUACCAGAGUGGACAAUGGCAAAGAGUACUAUCCCUACACAGUCGAGAAUAAGCCCGCUCAUUGACUGAAGUUCUGUACGUGUAGCCCAAGUCCUGCAAAACCGUCAGCUCGGUGAAUUUUGAAGCUGAUGCUUACUUUCAUGUCUGUUUUGUUGAUGUACUAGCUCCUUUGCAAAUCCUUGGCAUUGUUGUGCUCGAGAGAGACCUAUACAACAGUCUCGGAAUAAAUAUUUUUGCUUGCUUUAUCGUGAUCAUCGAUCACAAUAAACGCCUUCACGAUGCUUGAAACAUCUGGUUUUGCUUGCUUUCUCAUGAUCAUAAAUCACAAUAAUUAUUUCCUA